Messenger RNA from Toxotes jaculatrix (banded archerfish), 3603 nucleotides. It is a transcript of the gene gprc6a, whose product is annotated as G protein-coupled receptor, class C, group 6, member A. The transcript is spliced from 6 exons. Gene Ontology annotation, cellular component: membrane. The record is from RefSeq and is a predicted model, not a curated record. NCBI's taxonomy places the organism in Eukaryota, Metazoa, Chordata, Actinopteri, Toxotidae. Bases 121 to 2871 code for a protein of 916 amino acids. Gene Ontology annotation, molecular function: G protein-coupled receptor activity. Gene Ontology annotation, biological process: G protein-coupled receptor signaling pathway.
GCUUAAAAAGGAGAGUAUCACUGUGCCAGAGGUGAAAAACCUCAGAGAGGCCAGUGAGAGAGGGGAGAGAGUGAGAGAGAGCUGAGAGAAGCAGAGAGGGACAGCAGAGGGGACAGGGAUAUGGCCUGGGUUCCUCUUGUAAUGUCUUUUCAGAUUAUGUUUUUCCUUAUCAUUCUGGAAUCUGGACAUGCUACUGAGACGGAUCCCAGAGGGCUGGGAGCUACGGCCACAGGAGAUAUCAUCAUCGGAGGAAUCUUUUCCAUUCAUGAAGACGUAAACAAAGACAACAUAUCCUUUGCACCCCAGCCACGGCCAUGUAUCAGGUUUCAAGAAAGAGGCCUGACAAGGGCUCUGGCUAUGAUCAAUUAUAUAGAGCUCCUGAAUAAAUCCCCUCCGCUGACUGCUGCUAACAUCACUCUGGGUUACCGGAUCCUGGACUCCUGCUCUGAUGUCAGCACAGCUCUGAGAGCCACAGCUGACUUCAUCCAGCAGCCCGACUGCCACGCAGGAAGCAACACCUCUACCAGUGGCCAGCCAGUCAUGGCUGUCAUAGGUGCCACUCACUCUGAAAUAUCAGUUGCCAUCGCCAGGCAACUGACUCUCAAGAUGAUUCCUCAAAUCAGUUAUGCAUCAACCGCUGUCAUUCUGAGUGAUAAGAGCCGAUUCCCUGCCUUCAUGAGGACCAUCCCUAAUGACAAGCAUCAGACAGCCGCCAUGGUCAGUCUGCUCAGCAGCUACGGCUGGAACUGGGUGGGAGUAGUUACCACAGAUGGAGAUUAUGGCCGAUCAGCUCUUGACCACUUUGUGUCCCAGGCCUCUGAAAAGGGGAUCUGUGUGGCCUUCAAAUCAAUUCUCCCUCAGUCUGUGUCCAGUCAGGAUGUCUCCUCAGCUAUCACGCAGACUGCCAAAACCAUCUUCAACAAUCCCAAGGUACAGGUUAUUGUGUCCUUUGCCAAGCCAACUCACAUGAUGUACCUUUACCAGGAGCUUAGGGAUCAGAUACUGAGAGCAGGACACAGCGUGGAGACAAUGAGAAGAGUCUGGGUGGCCAGUGACAGCUGGUCCUCCUCCAGCUCUGUGAAAGGAAACUUAACUCUGAAGGACAUAGGAUACAUUGUGGGCUUCACCUUCAAGAGUGGAGACUUGUCAUCAUUCCUUGAGUACCUGAGCAGGCUGGAGGCAGCUGGACCUGAGUACAUAAGGAACAACCCCUUCUUGCAGGAGUUCUACAUGCAGCUAAAUGCCCAUAAAGGCUCUGGAGACACUGAGCUGGAAUCUGAAGCUGUGAAGACCCUUAGAGAAAAUACUGAUGCUGACACAGUCUUCAGUAUUGAGAUGGCUGUGAGCGCCAUUGCUCAGGCUGUAGAAUCUGUCUGCAGGAGCAGAGACUGCAAAACACCAGGCACAGUGCAACCCUGGGAGGUGCUGAAAGCUCUGUGGAUGCAGGAGUUUAAACUUAGAGGAAAGAGCUACAGGUUUGACAACAGAGGAGACAUCAACCUGGGCUAUGAUGUGUCUUUGUGGCGGUCAGAGAAAGGGAACCUCUAUGUCCAUGAUGUUGUGGCUGAGUAUCACCCACACACCAACAUCUUCACCCACACCAACCACAGCAGCACCCAGCAGUUCUGGGAUCUGAAGAACAUCAUCUCAAAAUGCUCCAAUAGCUGCGUCCCUGGAGAGUUCAAGAAAACAGCUGAGGGUCAACACACCUGUUGUUAUGAGUGCAUCAAUUGCACUGAGAACUACUACUCUAAUAAUACAGACAUGGACCAGUGUCUGAGCUGUGACACAGACACUGAGUGGUCCGCCAGCGGCAGCUCCACCUGCACCCCCAAAACCCUGCUUUACUUCUCGUGGCAGGACGGCUUCGCUGUGGUGCUACUGGUCUUUGCUGCUCUUGGCAUCGUCCUGGUUUUUCUCGUGUCGGCUCUGUUUUUACAUCAGCGUGACACUCCUGUAGUGAAGGCUGCCGGAGGGCCCCUGAGCCAGAUCAUCCUGUUCUCUCUGGUAUUCAGUUACAUCAGCGCCGUGCUGUUUGUGGGUCGGCCGAGCGCUCUCCAAUGUAAGGCUCGGCAGGUGCUCUUUGGCAUCAGCUUCACUCUGUGUGUCUCCUGCAUACUGGUCAAGACCCUGCAGAUCCUGCUGGCCUUCCAGUUCAACCCUGAGCUGCAGGAGGUUCUGCGGAGACUCUACCAGCCUUAUGUCAUCGUCAGCAUCUGUGUGGCCUUGCAGGCAGUUACGUGCACCUGCUGGCUGGUCCUCCAAAGCCCAUAUAAUUACAUCAACAGGCAAGCAACCACUCUGCUGGAGGAAUGUCACGAGGGCUCGUACCUAGCCUUCGGGGUGAUGUUGGGCUACAUAGCUGUCCUAGCUUUCGUGUGUUUCAUCUGCGCCUUCAAAGGACGCAGACUUCCACAGCACUACAAUGAGGCAAAGUUCAUCACUUUCAGCAUGCUGCUCUACCUAAUCUCCUGGAUGCUCUUUGUUCCAGUCUACGUCACCACUUCAGGAGAAUACCUGUCGGCUGUGGAGAUGGUGGUCAUCCUCAUCUCCAACUAUGGCAUCCUCAGCUGCCAUUUCUUCCCAAAGUGCUAUGUAAUCCUUUUCAAAAAGGAACAAAACACCAAGAGCGCGUUCAGGAAGCAUCUGUAUGAUUAUUCCAACAAUACCACGAAUUCUUCCUCUGUGUCUGUGUCAGUGCAGCAGUCCAGCAGUCAGCAGUCAGUCAUCAGUGCUUUGUCCUUCUCUGUACAUGCAGCUAAUCCUCUCAAACCGGCUGUGGAGACAAACUGCCGAGCCGGGACCAGCUGCACAAGUUUGAACAGAGGUUCAUUCAACCGACACUGCAUCCGAAGAAGCACCAGCAUGUAACUUCGUCUUUAUUUAAAACGGGUUCUCAGAAAUCUUUUUUUUACUGAAUUAUACAUUUUACAAGAUCUCUGUGUGGUUCUGUUUUUUUUUUUUUCAGAAGUAAGAAGUAUUUUCUCAUAAUGUUGCAUUUGACAAUGAAUAUCCUAAAAAUAAAACAAGCCCAAAUUUACAUAAACAAGGAACCAGACAUGUCAGCUCCAGCCAGACACAAGCACAGCAGCAUCAGGAUGGAAUAUUACUCCUGAGGCUUUGGAGGGGUCUGAGAAAAUCUCAGAAUUAUUAAAUUUAACCACUAAAAAUUAGAAAUGAACUAUAAUUAGGACACAGUGUAAAUGGAGGUCCCUGUGGUAAUUUCAUUUCAAAUUAAUUAAUUACUUAAUUACAUUGUUGUUCGCCAGGCUGGAAAUUUGUUUUUGGAGCAUAAAAACAUGUAACUUCUAGGUAUAACACAUUUAACAAAACAAAAGACACGAAAACAUUAAAUCAAAUAGUCUUUAAAAUGGAUUUAAAGGCUGAUUUCUCUUGGGAUGUCCGUCAGGGUGUUCAUAACGUCAUGCACAGGUUCUUAGAUUCAUCCCGCUUCUUUUCUGGCUAUAUCCCAAAUGCCAGAAAAUCCCAUUGAAAAAAUAUUGUUACUCUUACAUAUGGAUAAUGCAGCUGGGCCAGCGAACCGACUAAUUUAUUGAUCUAUGUAUGAACUCUGUUCUGUAAUUUUGUUAAAAUAAAAUAAAA